Zootoca vivipara (common lizard) is the source of this 13983-nucleotide messenger RNA. Lineage: Eukaryota; Metazoa; Chordata; Lepidosauria; Squamata; Lacertidae. The record is from RefSeq and is a predicted model, not a curated record.
GGGGGGUCGGCUGGGGAUAGUUGGCUCUUCGCGCGUCCAGGGCUGUCCUCGGAGCUCUGCCUGCAAUCCGCUCCUUUAAUGACUCGAGAGGGAGCCCUAUUAAUAUCAACGGGGCUGAUCUCCGCGUCAACAAGCCUAGGAUGGCGGGGCAUGGCAGGGUCAACGUGCAGCUCCGCCGCCGCCUCCUUUUGCCCUGCACAUUCCAGAGGGUGUUAGCUGUGAUCGAGCGAGAACAAAAAGGAUUCUCGUGGCGCCUUUGAAGGCUGCCGGAUAAAGUGGGGCUUUAGACCACGAGCACUUUGCACCGAAACACACCCUUUAAGGUGCCUGCCACAAUACUCUUUUGUUGCUGCUGCUGUCCUUUUUUUUUGGCCGUUUCCACGCCGAGGCAACUAGGGAAAAAAAGUGUCCUGAAAACUUCCAGAGCGGGUGGCUGAAUUAGUCUGUUGUGGCAAAAAACAACAAUAACCCCAAACCCCGGCAGUCUUGUGGCACUUUGAAGAGGGGCACAUUUAUUGUAGAAUAAGCUUUUGUGGACGAGAGCCCACUUCCGCUACUGCUUGAAGGGUUCUCCUUAGCUGGCAUAUCUAAAUGUGGUUGCAGAAGAAGAAGAAGAAGGGUGUGAUCAUCCAGGUAGUUUUACAGUGCUCUGCCUUCACAGAAUCCAUGCAGCCCCAAAGUAGGUACAGUGGUACCUCGGAUUACAGGCGCUUCAGGUUACAGACUCCGCUAACCCAGAAAUAGUACCUUGGGUUAAGAACUUUGCUUCAGGAUGAGAACAGAAAUCGUGCUCUGGCGGCGUGGUGGCAGCGGGAGGCCCCAUUAGCUAAAGUGGUACGUCAGGUUAAGAACAGUUUCAGGUUUUGAACGGACCUCCAGAACAAAUUAAGUUCUUAACCUGAGGUACCACUGUAAUGAGGUGGGUGUAGAUUUGGUUGAUGGCAUCUUUGGUUAUUAAGAAACAAAUGAAAGAGCUUUAGUAUAUAGGCAGUGAAAGCUAGCUGGCACUGAGGACAUCUUCAUUAGAAAGUUAAAUUGUGUGCAACUUGCUGUUUUGCCAAGGAGGCCUAACAAAAACUGUGGAAAUAACCACCAGGGUAUUUUUCAAAGCCCAAUUAUUAAUAAAGUGUAUAACUGUAAAUGCAUGCUGUAGAAAUACUGUAGGUUCUAUCUACCUUGUAAUGGGACAGCAUUCAGUAUCAAUAAGACACAAGUUGCACUGGUGCCAUACCAUCUGUUUCAUCACCAUUAACAUACAUUCUUGCUCUGACUGUCCCUACUGUUUUCACUAAUAUAUUUGCUUUCAUCUUAUUUUGCUUUUAGGGGUCACCGUGCAUCUCAAAAUCUUGCUAUAAAAAGGAAAGUGUUUCUUUCCUGUCAGAACUUGACUUCUCAAAUACUAUUGGAAAUUGUGCUCAAGAACUCUUAUUUUUAUUUAAGUACUUAAAACUUUACAUGCUUUUUGAAGAUCAUAACUUAAAAUCUGAUGUUGUUGUCUUCUGAUUAGAUAGGCUACCUUCCUGUAAUCCUUUUAUUACAUUUAAAUCUGCUUAAGUUGAUUGUGAUUGAAGGUAGCUGGGGAGUUGUGAUCAUUAGUCUCAGUAGAUUUUUUUUUCAAUCUGCUUAACAGGUUCAGGCACAUAUUUAGUGUUGCAAUCUUUAAAACUCUUAACACAAACCUUUAAACCUCUAAUGCAGAAAUUAGUGUUCUUUUUUGUCUCCUUGUGCAAUCUUGAAAAUAUGAGUGCUUGCCCUGUGAAUGCAUUGUAGGGAAUUUACACAUCAAAAAUGCAGAUUGUUAAUGUAGGCAUGGGGAUUUCUGCGUUAAAAUUUAUAUUGACUAUGCAGAUGAAAUAUCAUAUUUUGACACUCAUUAAAAGGGUAGAGUGGACAGACAGAAUAUAGUUAUUUUAAUGGCUGCUUGUUUUGACACCCACACUGUAUAUUCACUUGACAUGCAGUCCAGACACACACAGAAAACGAAACAGCAUUUCAUUGAAGUAGAUUCCACUAUGAUGUUGACUAUUUGCCUAACAGCAACUGAUCAUGGUAGGCCUCUUAUAUACAAGGGGUUACUAUAAAUGGACCCUUUGAAAUGAUUUUUUUUUCAAAGCCAGUGCAGUAUUGCUUACAGAGAAUAAGCUUAUAUAGAAUAAGCUUGACUAUAAUAUUUUACAGUUACAUGGGUAGCCCUGCUUAUCUGUUGCCUCUGGUACAUUUUCCCCACUUUGCAGUGGAGGAAUUACUGAUUACAUUUUCAUUCCACCUUUUUUCCAAAGAGCUUGGAGUGAUGUGCAUCAGGGAUUGCCAGCAUGGUGCCCACAGGCACCAAUAUGCCCAUCUAUCAGUGCCCCCCCCAUAUACAUAGUUCUCCCUCUCCCAUUUUUUCACCAAGUUCAGUGGGAGAGAAUUAUUUCUUGAAGCUUUGUAGAUGAGCCAUCGUUUAAAGCUGGGUCUCCCUGUCCUUACCAAGGCACCCACAUUAUUGUACCAUGCAAUUUUAAAAUAAUAAUAAACAAACAAUACUUGAGAGAAUCCCCUCAGAAUCUUUGGGAAUGGAAUGCCUUUACAGUCCUCAUAGUAACCAAGUGUGUUUUUAAAGAUCAUGGCACAAUGUAAGGUAGGUCAUAUGAGACACCCAAGGGAAUAAAUAACUCCAACACCACCACCCAUCAUCACAUAAUUGCACACACGUAAUGCCCAACAUUAGUAGCACCCAUCAGCAUAGGGUACUUGUACAAAUGCUAUUGUAAUUGUGCCUUGCCAAGUCCACUUGGUCCCAUGCACAGUGCACAAACAUACUGUCUGGAAGUGUCCAAAUUGCCUUCCUUGUCAGAAGCCACAAUGAUUUAAUGGGCAGGUGGGCAGCAACUGACCUUUGUAGUUACAAAGUCCCAGAAAUUUAAUAAAUAAUAAUAACAGCAACUGACAUUUGUAGUCACCAAGCUUUUUGAGUCAUUCGCUCAAACAGGGGUUGAAAUUGUCAAAUGGAGCCAGCAACAGGAAAGGGUUGCAGCAGCUAUAAACAACACCUUCACCAUGGAAAAAGCCACAGCCAGAGAGAAGGAAGGAGCUGCUAACUGCAAGAGAUAAAUAGCUAUGUAGGUCAGUGGGUAGGUGGAGAUAUGAAAGCUAUAGUUCCCUUUCAGAAUUCUGCUGUGGGACCACUGAUCACAAACAAUGUUGAGACCAUUGCAUAUGAAAAAUCAUUUGGAGUGUAUUCAGUUGGAAAGAGUAGUAUUUUAUUGGUUAAAUUGUUUUUUUAAAACUUUUUUUCUGACUGUAUGGCUUGGCAGGGAAAAGUGUGAGAACAAAUUCAUAGGCUUUUGUAUUGUGUGUGGCACACUUUCACUUGCUUUCCAGAACUGUAGCCCUACGGGUUUGUUGUACUAAAAGAAAUAAUUUUCUGUAUACAGUAUUUGUUUGAAAGUAAUCCCAUGAAACCCAGUAGGGUUUAGUCGUGAGUAGACCUGCAUAGGACUAGAAAUUCUGUCUCUAGAUCCAUCUACCACUAUCCCCAUCAACAGAUUUUCCUAAGGAAAACAGAAAAAAAAGUCCACACCUGUGAACCACCAUCAAGGGCUGGUGCUAGAGAAUAAUCCCUAGGGAUUUUAGCAUCCCUCUUAAAAUUUAUGUUCCCCUACCCGUGUGUCCCUGUUCUGCCUUCUCUUUUCCCUCUAUCUCGUCUGUCCCCAGCAGCCUCUUCUAGAGGAAGUAUGUUGCUACCGUAGUGGUUAUUUUGAUUCUUCUAGUUGGUGUAGGAUUUGAGAGUGAUCCUAUCUUGGCCCAAUAGGCAUAAUGCAGUCCUGUAAUCUCUUUAUUCACUGUAGUAUAUGAAUACAGUUCUUAAUGCAGCCCCAAAACCCAUUAGCGUCCUAUGUGUUCACUGGAGUGUGUUGAAAUAGUUUGUAAUGUUUAUUGCUGCAAACUUUAUGAUGCCACACAACAGACUCAAGUUAAACAAUAUUUGUACAACUCUUGCAACUCUUACUAUAGCUGAUCUUGAAAAAGCUAUUGUCCUACUGUUUCUGUUCUCUGCUCUCCAGAGUUACCUUCCUACUGACACCAGCUCACGGAGGAUGGGGCCUGCUAUCAUUUUACUACCGUACUUGUAAAACUAACAAUAUACUGUACGUUAAAGCAGUGACUUUGGUUGUAUUUACACAGAUUAUUUUGUUUGUUUUGAACACAGUUCAAUUUCUUUUAUUGGUACUGACAGUUGACUCUUUAAAAUAAACAUUUGACAAUGGUAUAUAUAAUAUAUGGUUUAUUUUCCUUCUCUGUGUUUUUGUGGAUUAAAACAAAAUAAAAUUGCUUUCAGGAAGACUCACCAGGGAGGUUUAAAUACCUCACAGGAGAACUUCGCAGGGCUGCUUUUGGAAAACAUAGACCAUAAUGUUUCUGUAAUUAGUUUGCUUGGCUCUAUAUUGCAGUCUUUAGUGAUGCUUUGAUCCUGCACUGAAUUUUUUUCUUCAUGAAAAGAACAUACAGGUUUUGCUAAUUCAGUAUAGUCUUAAAUGCACAACCAGAAUAUUACAUGCAAGUUUUUUGCUCUUUAGUUAUCAGUGACAUUUUUUUUUCUAUGUAAGACUCAAAAUGAUGCCAUUUUUGGAGUUUGUAUUCAAGAAUUUUAUUAUGCAUAGAUCUCAUAAUUACUAUUGGGAAGAACAGAAUUAAAGGAACAAACUUUAAAUAUUAUAAUUAAAUUAACACUAAAGUCAGUUGUCAAACAUUUGCUCUGCUAGAAGUAAUCUACAUUCUGUUCAAAGCAGAAAUAUAAAAAAAACUAUAUAAACAUUAUAAAGCUGUGUAAGAACAUUUAAUCUCUGUACAGUAGUGCAUUGCAGCACAUUUUAUUGAUCUUUUAAAUAUUUAAUGUGGACAAAAACAGAUUUGACAUACAUGAUUCUGGUACCAUAUAUUUGUGAGCUUUUGCUUUCACAUGAUAUUGUAUUCCUGGUGGCUCAGUUAAAUGCUAGGGUUUGCUUUGCCAAUUACAUUUGCAUAGUUGUUUCUGUACUACUCUUAAGUAUGUACUAGUAAGGUCUUGUACUAACAUACCUAUGCGUGAGGCUUUCCUCAAUGAUGCCAAACUGCACUGUGAGCCAUGUGUAUAUAUUAAUGUAAUGUUCACUAGUGUUGGUGUACUAUCCAUAACACUCAUUUUAAAAUUGUGGACGAAGAGCAGAUGUAAAAAUGAUGUCCUUAAGUUCUUGUAAUGCAUUAUAGCUUUCAAAAGCACGUGAUGCAUAUUUUCAUUGUUUUUCUGUAGGAGGCUAAUGUUUCAUACCCUAUUUAAAAUUAAUAGUUUCUUUAGAAGUUCCUAUGUUGAUGCAUUUCUAUUUGUGGAGGACUAGACCAAUCCUAUUUUCCCCUCCUGUAGCUGUUGCAGCUUAAGUUGGAGUGCAUCCUGUGUGGUUGACCUGAGAGAAACAGCUCUGCCUGAUUACCUUUAAAAGCCAGAAGCAAACUUGUUGAAUUUUCUAGCUGGCAUAGGGCUGUGUUGCAGAAACCUUGAGUAUGGCAUAAGCUGACUGCCUUGUCAUUUCUUUCCACGGCAUUCCUUCCUGUGUUCUUUAUAAGGAUUUCCCUCCUGUUCCCAGCCCUGAUAGCACUGGGAGCAAUCAGGGUCGGAUUUAGGUUUGAUGAGGCCCUAAGCUACUGAAGGUAAUGGGGCCCUUUACUGUAUAUGUCCAGCUGUCCUUUGUCAACAACAAAUUGUCGCUGUUUUUUAUGUUGAAUAUAUGCUAUAUGGUAAUUUAUGGACCUAAUGGGUAACUAAAGCCAUGUGCACAUAACAAAAUAUGUAUUUUAUCAAAGUAAUUGUUGAACUGAAAUACAAUUGGAAAUAUACAUCCAGGUUGUUUUUUCCUUUAAUUUUUUUUGGGGCCCCCAAGAGAGUGGGGCCCUAAGCUAUAGCUUGUGUAGCUUAUACGUAAAUCUGGCACUGGGACCAAUCUUGAGUGCAUGGGAAAAUGAGUUAUUUGGCCUUAUAAAUCCUGAGCUCAGUUCUGUUCUGUUAUUUCUUCAUGACAAGUUUGUAAAUGACUGACAAACUUAUGAUGAAUGUUAUUGUCUUGCAAAUGACCAAGUAGAGAAUAUUUUCAUUUUACUUUGAGGUUCACAAAUGAUGAAAGCUACAAUCCAGCACACAUGUAUUUGGAUGUAAACCCCGUUUAACUCAGUAGGUCUUUUGAGUUGACAUGUAUAGGAUUGCAUUGGAGCACAGCUACAUUUGGCCAAGUAGGUUACUAAGACUUUUUGUGGGUGAAUAAGUUGUGAAUCUGGAUGGUUCAUUUAUUGCUAAUUUCUCUCAUGGAUAAUUCGCCAUUCCUAAGCCAUGUUCCUCACAAAAUAUGGUUCUGAUCUUUGCCUAAUUGUCUAAUGGAGCUUCAGAGUCCAUUAGGAAUACAGAUAGUUAUAAUCAUAAGUGAAAAUUGAAUCAAUAGAAAAACCUUUCAAACUAGAUGUACGAGGGGAAAUACACUUGAUAAUUCUUGAAAAUGUAUGCUGUAAAUUGUACAAAAUGAAAGGGUGCUUACCACACCCAACUUCUGCUUUUUUUGUUCUUGAAUCAGCAUUCUUAGGAGCUGUUUUAUAAACAAGCCCUUUGUAUGCCUCGGAAAUGUGGUAACAUUUAGAUUAUAAGGCUAUUUUGCAAGCAUAUGAAGCAGUUGGCUUUCAUAUGUUUUCUUUGACUGUCAGUCACUAUUUUAAUGACAAUAAAAUGAUAAUUCUUGUGCUCUGUGAUGUGCAGUGUUUGUGAGAGUACUGUAGAGUAUUAAAUCAGGGUGGAGUUGGAAUAGGUUUUCUGAAACUGUUACGUUUGCUCAUAGUUCAAGAAUGUAUGUGGUAAGAGUCAAAUCUCCGAAAAAUGUCUCUUCAGUUUUGUGUUGCACUCUUUGAAAAUUAUCAGUUUUUCCUUUUUAUACUAGUCAUUUCAUAGUAAUAUUUAAUAUGUAAAACAGUGCUUCAAGAUGAAGGUGAAAUGUUUUUCUCCCCUGCAGUAUUCACUUUCCUUAUUACAUUGAGCAAACUUCUAACCUAGUUAGGAGAAUUAUUGCCUAUUUGCUGGCCAGUUUGAAACAACAGAACUGUUUUGGGAACUAAGCAGAGGCUAUAUGUCUCUUUCUUUUCCACUGUUUUUUCCACUGUUGCACCUCAUUAUCACUUAUGUAGUCUUCUGUGAGACUGUUGGUGAUUUACUCCUCCCAAGAAUCAUGGAAGACUGCAAGUGGUCUGAAACUACUCUUUCAAAAUAAACUUUACUAUAAAGAUUCAAAGGACUGAAACAUUCACGCAGCGCUUAAACUAUGGAACUUGCUGCCACAGGAGGCAGUUAUGGCCAAAAACUUAGAUGGCUUUAAAAGAGUGUUGGAAAAGUUCAUGGCUUCUAGCCAUGAUGGCUAUGCUAUGCCUCCACAGCUUGAGGCAGUAACGUUUCCAAAUACCAGUUACUGGAGAUUCCAGGGCGCGUAGCAUACUCUUGUGCUCAGACCCUGCUUGAAAGUUCCCCAUAGGCAUCUGGUUAGCAAGUGUGAAAACAGACUGCUGGACUAGAUGGACUAUUUGGAAAUUAUUUCCUAAGUGUAUAAAGAUGUCUGGAAUAAACUCUAGGAGCAUAAAAGCAGUAGUCUCAGUAGGCUAAGGCUCCUGUCGUCUUGUUGUUUUUUAAUAAUAAAUUGGUGGUAAUUAUUACUAUAAGAUUUAUUCUGUGUUCCAAAUAUUAAUAUGGUAUAGUCAGCUUAGUGUGAGAAAACACCCAAACAUUAACUGAAACUGUGACAAGUAAACAGAUUAACUGCCUGCCAGCAAAUACAGCAUAAAGUUGUUUGAUAUAGGCUUAGGGAGAUAAAAUAAGGUAUCAUGUAUCACUAUGGUUUUUAAAUGUAAAAAGUUGACCUUUUCAUUAAAAAAUAUCACAUGGUUUGAAUCUGCGUGUAGUAGUCUUGACUUGAAGCAACUAAAACCAUGCUGUUUUGUAGCUUCCUGCUGUUGGCACGGAAUGGAUGUUUGCUUCUGCAUUGUAUGAAGUUCAUUUUAAUUGUGGAUUGUUCAUAAAUAAUUCAUCUGAUAAAAUUAAUAGUGCAAUUUAACAUGAUGAAAGACAAGGCCUUUCAUUUUAUCUUGUUAUAUGUCUUGCAUCAGUACCAAAUUCAUGCAAUAUUAUUUCAAAGUAAGUAAGUUUUAAAAAUAUAUAUUUAUCUCAGAUAAAUUUCAGUGGAGUUAUAUUGGAGAGUCUCAGCUUGAUCUUUCAUCAAUAUUUGUUAAUCUGUUAACAUUUGUUACAGUUUCUACUAUUAAGCAAACCAAACUUCUUUGAUAUAGAAUAAUCAGUUUGCUAUUGUUAGCAUUUCUGAGGAACCAAGAAUGCCUGCCUUCAAAUUUGGUUGGCUUGUGUUCAGUUUCACAGCAGAGCCUAUAGAGUGCUGUGGGACUAUUUUUUGUGUAUGUCUACGUUAUAUAUUUGCAAAACAGUGCAGUGGAGUGGAUUUGCUUGGGCUUGACUUUAUAAGGAAGGAUAAAUGUGAGAAAGAAAAGUAUUUUGGCUGACACACAGCUGUUAUAAUCGUAAAUUGAUAGAUGACAAAUCAUGUAAUAUAAAUGAACAUGCAACUGAUUUUUUUCAGCAUGAUUCCAUGCAUGAGAUAUAUAUAUAUAUAUAUAUGAUGGUGUUGCAUUGGUCUAGUUUAAAUAAAUAAUAGGAAAAGCUAUGGAAUAAUCCAGAAAAAAUAGUACCAUAAAUACACUAAAACUUGAGUACUGCUGAGCAUAUCAGCAGGGAUAAGCAAUUUCCUGUUCACAUUCAGGACUUCCUAUGGAGGUACAGUCUGCAUGACUACCUAAUAACAUGUACAUGAAAAUUGAUUAGUUCUAUUUUCCUCUCCUAAUUGCUAUAGACCUGAACUUGUGAAAUUGACCCCAAAGUAGUAUGUUGACAUCACAAUUGUACAACAAAAGCAUUCUGCUUAAAAUAAUACUCUGUUAUUUUCUUGAAAAGGUCUUGGUUGGAUGACUCAUACUCUUUAUAAACCACAUUAUAAUGAGCUACUUGGAGAGACACAUUUUCUCUUUCCUUCAUCUUUUGACAAAGGGAUGUGCAUUAUGGCUUUUUAAGUUGCUUUGAGCCUUUGUAACUAUAUACCAGAAGAAGAGUAGGGAAUGUAUAGAUUUAGAACAUUCCAAGAAGCUACUAGAUAAGGUUGACAUAGUUUCAGUUCUCAUAUUUAUUAAACACAAUUUUCCACAAUAGAAAAAGCAUUCUAAAGAGUAGUGUUCCUGAAUGAGUCACAUUCCUCUGCAGUUAUAAAUAUACAGUACUCCAGACAAGAGUUCUUGGUUUCUUGUGCUUUCCUGAACAACUUGGAGCUAAUGCAUCUUAGGCUUCUGGAAAUACAUGCUGUCCUUUCUCCUGCCCCCCCCCCUCCUGCGGGACUCUGCAACUAGAAUAAUUUGAACAAAUGGACCCCUAUUAGUUAGGUACUUUUGCUGUUUGUUGCUAUUUGGUGCUAGGAAUUUUAUAUUUUUCAUGAAUGGGGGUUGGGACUUAUGGAAAAAGUUAAGAAAGCAGCCUGUAAAGUCAUCAGGCAUGACUUUGGGUGUCAGCUGAUGUCCAUGUCCAGAUCUACUACAAAGUUGAUCCUGAGUCUGGUUUUAUUUCUUUCUUCAGUAUUCCUAAAGCUUCCACUUUCAUUUACUGUCUUAAGAUAUUAUCAAUGUUUGUACAAAGUAAAAAGGCCUUGAUCAAGUGGCCUUCGUUACUCUCUACGUGUGUCUCCAUUGAACCUAACAACCUGAUGUCAAGGUUUCCUAUGCAACCAAAGACAGCAAAGAAGAAAGUGUUAGGCUGUUUCUUCAGACAAUUUCUAUUGCUGUGGCUGUCUUCAGUUCCAAGGGAAACAAUUUAUAUUCCACCUUCCAGAUUACAUUACAUGUCUUCAUGAAAAUAAAGUUAGCCAAGAAGUAGUACUUAGAUGAAUGAUUUUGCAUUUUGAGUGCCCUGGGGCUGCUUAUACUCCACACAUUUUAAGCAUAUUCCCUCACCAAAAAGUCAUAAGAACUGUAGUUUACCUCACAGGGAGCUCCAAUUCCCAGCACCCAUAACAAGCUAUAGUUUCCAAGUUUCCUGUGGGGGACGGUGCUUUAAAUGUAUGCAGUGUUUUGUACCUUAAACUCAGCACUAAAAUGAUCGGUUGAACUGGGUUCCAAAAGCUUUAAUAGAGGCUAGUAAUAGCCUGUUGUUUGGUAAUUGUACUUUACACUACACAUCUUUUUCGAAUCUUAUGGGCUUCCCUCAACUAAUUUCUGUUGAGUAAUUUCAUACAUGUGGGCAUUAUAUGGCUAUAAAUCUGUGUUUUUCCCAUGUAACUGGUGAUACUGAGAAUCCUAGCAUGUCUUUUUGUGGAUAGAAAUAAAAAAAUGGUGACAGUCUUCCCUUUCUGUCAACAUAAUUGAAAAUGUAUUGUGUGAAAUCUGGUGUGCUGAUACUUAGCUACUCUUGCUAGUUUGAGGGGCAGAGUUGAUGAUGUCUCAUGACUCUCCUCCCAAAAAAAGAUUCUGGAAAAAUAUUGAAAUGAAAAUAUUACAACACUAAUUCUACUUCAGCAGACUGUACGUUUGAGAGGAAUAUAUUCACUUCCAUAUCUUAGAAUAUAGAAGUUGAGACAUGCUUUCAUAUACAUCCAAAGGUUUCAGAGAAGAUGAACAUCUGCUGGUCUUCAGUCAAAUAUAGGUUUCCCCCACUUUGUUCUUCUUAACACUCUAGCAUUUAAGAUGAAAAAGGAGUUCCAUAGCUAUGGAAACGAGAGUAAGUUGUUGCAUCAUAAGGCUAUAUAUCUACUGCUUAGUAGUUCCACUUUUGCAGAAAACAAGUGUAAUGCAUAAUAGUUAAACUUUUUGCUCCAAAUUUUAAGGCUGAAGAUUUCAGAACAGAUGUUGGAAGAUGUUGGCGGUGGACAAAGGGAUCGUAGAAGAAUGGUUAUCGGAAUACAAGACGGUGCCAGAAGCAUCUAUACCAAGCUAUGCUAAAAAUCUGAAAGACAAGAGUUCUCUGGUUUCAUCUCUUUAUAAAGUUAUUCAGGAUCCACAAAGUGAGCUGCUAGAACCAGUCUGCCAUCAGCUGUUUGAAUUUUAUCGUAGUGGUGAGGAACUUCUGCUUCAGUUCACGCUGCAGUUUCUUCCAGAACUGAUAUGGUGCUAUCUUGCCGUUUCUGCCAGUAAGGACCUACAAAGCAGUGGCUGCAUAGAAGCACUUCUCUUAGGAGUUUAUAACUUGGAAAUAGUUGACAAACAGGGGCACAGUAGGGUAUUAAGUUUUACAAUUCCAUCCUUAUCCAAACCUUCCAUAUAUCAUGAACCUUCGAGUAUUGGUUCAAUGGCUCUUACUGAGGGUGCUCUAUCUCAGCAUGGCUUAUCCAGGGUUGUGUAUAGCGGACCUCAUUUGCAGAGAGAGAUGUUAACGGCACAAAACAGGUUUGAAGUAUUGACAUUCCUUUUGUUGCGUUACAAUGCUGCCUUAAGCUAUAUGCCUGCAGUUUCUCUUCAAUCUUUAUGUCAAAUCUGCUCAAGGAUCUGUGUUUGCGGAUAUCCUCGUCAACAAGUAAGGAAAUACAAAGGCAUAAACAGCAGGAUUCCAAUUUCCUCUGAAUUCAUGGUGCAGAUGUUAACUGGGAUUUAUUAUGCUUUUUAUAAUGGAGAAUGGGAUCUAGCUCGUAAAGCAAUGGAUGAUAUUUUAUACAGAGCACAACUGGAGUUAUAUCCAGAACCACUGUUGGUUGCCAAUGCAAUAAAAGCUUCGUUGCCUCAGGGUGCCAUAAAAUCUAAUAAAGAAGGUACAAAAUGUAUUCAGGUUGAAAUUACACCUACUGCAUCUAGAAUAUCAAGAAAUGCAGUGACCAGCCUGUCUAUUCGGGGCCAUAGAUGGAAAAGGCAUGGUAAUGAACUAGGCAUUCCAGAAGAAGAACUGAUAGAAGUGUCUGAAGUUGAUGAGGGCUUUUACUCUAGGGCUCCUUCUACCACAAAUCAUUCUGCUUUCAGCAGCAACACCAGUAACAAGACUCAGCUAAGCAAGAGUCAGCGGAGGUCUGGAGGAAGCAAGGUUGGAGGAAAAGAAAAAGAAACUGUUGGUGAAGCCCACAAAGAUCACCUGUCUCGUAAACAAAACCAGCGAGCAAUGAGUGAGAAUUUAGAGCUUCUGUCUUUAAAGAGACUGACCCUGACUAGCAGCCAAUCUCUGCCUAAGCCAGGCAGUCAUAGUUUGGCUAGAACUAGCACUACUCUUUUUAGCAAAUCCUUUGAGCAGGUCAGUGGUGGUGUAGUCCCAAAUAAUCACCACAGUGGCACAGAAGCAAACAGAUUUUCAGUCUGUAGUCUGCAAGAGGAGAAUCUGAUUUUUGGAGCCGACAGAAUAGAACUUCCUAUUUCAAGCAAACAGCCAAAUCAGCAACGACCACCUACCAUCAGCAUAACUUUGUCAGCAGACUAAGGAGCAUCUGACUAAUUUGUCAGUAUAAGAGAUUCUGUUGCUAGUACUAUAGCCCUGAUACCCUUAAUUUUUUUUUUUGAGAUGUCUAAAUUGCAAGUUUUAAGGAUUGCAGUGUUUAAAAAGAAUAGGGUAGACAAUUCUAAGUAUUUUAUAAUAAUGAUGUCACAGUCUUUGAGAUUCUUAAUUUGAGGAUUGACAUUUGUAAUAGUACUACAAUAGGGUUUGUACUGAAAAUCUAGUACAUGAUGAACCUGUACCAGGGAAAUUUUUAAAAUAUGGGUUGUGCUGCUCGUGCAAGCUUCAGUUACAUGUUUUUGGUGAACAAUGGGUUGCAAACCAGAAUAUAUGUGCCAUUUUACUACUCAUAGUAAAAUCUUUUUGUCUGGUGCCCCCCACAAGAGGAUGCUUAUUUUAUAUUCAUCAAAGCAAUUUUAGGAGUUCACUCAAUGCAGUAGCUUGUAAUGAAAAAAACAUAUUUGGAAGUAAAUCAGAAUUCUGGAUAGAGGUCAUUGUGUUAAGUUCGAAACAUUGAAAUCUAUGUUUUCUGGUUUCUGAAGACACCUGCAACAAACAUUUUCCAAAAUAUAGUGUGUAUAUCCGAUCCAUAGAGGCGGAAAUGAAGCUUUGCUAUCUUUUUAGGCACACUAGCCCUAUUCUCGUAUUUAGAACAAAUACAAAGAUCAAAAUUUGUGCUGAGCUGCCCCCUGGUAUGUUUGACCCAGCUGCUAUUCUGUUGAAUGCCACAUGUGUAUGCGGACUUAAAUACAUGGAGCUCAAUUCUUGUAUUGCCCUAUCUGUACAGCUUGAUUGUGGUGGUUCACAGAUCAGUAUACUGUGCAUGUACAUCUCUACGUAAACUUGAAAUAUAGUGUGCACAAGCAAGCAUGAAGCAGGAUGGUGUGACCCAAAUUCUUCCCAUUUCAUGUGCAUUUCAAACAUCAGCACAGGGCUGCUUUUUCCAGUUUUAAUUUUACACGACAGGUGAAUUCAUAAAGUGACAAACUUUCCUUCCCUAUUCAGAGCCUGUAAAUCAACACAAGAAACAUUGGUUUCUAGUUUCCACUGAGUUGUUAGGUUUUAACAAAAUCAUGCAUCUUGAAGGUUUCAGAAGCUUUAAUAUUUCAAUUAAACUAAAGUAUGGAAGUAGAUCAACUGUUUAUAUAAUCACUCAUUUCUUGCACUGAGCCAGUUUUAAGAGUGAAAUUGUGAGCCUUAUUUAUAUGGGUAGUGGGCUGUGUUGGAACAGAUGUACCCAUUAAAUAAUUUGGAAGGGCAAAUUAAUAUUUGUUUUUGUUUCCCUGAAAGUAUAAAACAGGCAUCUCAAACUUCGGCCUUCCAGAUGUUUUGGACUACAAUUCCCAUCUUCCCCGACCACUGGUCCUGUUAGCUAGGGAUCAUGGGAGUUGUAGGCCAAAACAUCUGGAGGGCCGAAGUUUGGGGAUGCCUGGUAUAAAACAAAUCUGACAUUGGUACAAUGGUUUUUUUAAAUGACCUUGUUA